This is a messenger RNA of Mycetomoellerius zeteki, 804 nucleotides long. It is a transcript of the gene elm, whose product is annotated as calcineurin like EF-hand protein 1 elm. The record is from RefSeq and is a predicted model, not a curated record. Lineage: Eukaryota; Metazoa; Arthropoda; Insecta; Hymenoptera; Formicidae. The transcript has 4 exons. The coding region runs from base 1 to 570 and encodes 189 amino acids. Gene Ontology annotation, molecular function: calcium ion binding.
AUGGGUAACAAGUCAAGCCUUCUUUUACGCGAGGAUGAAAUAGCGCAAAUACAAAAUGCUACUGGUUUUACACCAAAUCAAAUCGAACGUUUGUACAGCCGCUUUACAAGUCUGGAUCGCGGAGAUUGUGGAACACUCAGUCGAGAAGAUUUUCUCAGAAUCCCAGAAUUGGCGAUAAAUCCUCUUGGUGAAAGGAUAGUAAACGCUUUCUUUGAAGAAAGUGGAAACGACAGAGUGAAUUUCUUACAGUUUAUGCAAGUCUUGGCUCAUUUUAGGCCUAUCAAAAAGAACAGUCCCAAUCGAUUAAAUUCUAGGCAGCAAAAGUUAAAAUUUGCAUUCAAAAUGUAUGAUUUGGAUAACGACGAUUUGAUAUCGAAAGAUGAACUACUUGCUAUUUUACAUAUGAUGGUUGGUGCAAAUAUUAGUGAAGAACAGCUAACCAGCAUUGCGGAACGGACUAUAGUCGAGGCUGAUGAAAAUGGUGAUAGUAUGAUAUCAUUUGAAGAAUUUUGUAAGGCAUUAGAACGUACAGAUGUUGAGCAGAAAAUGUCAAUAAGAUUUCUCAGUUAAAUUGAUUGUGGAUUUAUAUAAAAACUAUAAUAUAGAAUUUUAUAGGAGUAGGUAUUUGGGGAAAAAAUUGUCAUAAAUUUUUAUAAUUACUAAAUUGUGCAAUAUACAAACAACUUUAAGUAAUCAGUAACAAGAAAACAAGAAAAGGUACUUAUGAUUGAGAUUGCAAGAGAUUUAUAUAAAAUGUACAAUAUAAAUCUUGGAUUUUCAAGAAUUGUAGGAAUUGAAAAAGAA